Messenger RNA from Chinchilla lanigera (long-tailed chinchilla), 1757 nucleotides. It is a transcript of the gene Samd3, whose product is annotated as sterile alpha motif domain containing 3. Gene Ontology annotation, molecular function: protein binding. NCBI's taxonomy places the organism in Eukaryota, Metazoa, Chordata, Mammalia, Rodentia, Chinchillidae. The transcript is spliced from 9 exons. The record is from RefSeq and is a predicted model, not a curated record.
GUCAAAGAGCAUCAGUCAGGAAAAAACGCUGGGGAAUCCACUGCCCUUUUAUUCUACAGGUGUGUUACUUACAGGAUACAACAAUGGAAACUUGGUCAGUUGAUCAGGUCUGCAGUUGGUUGGUGGAGAAAAACUUAGCAGAGCUAGUUCCCAGGUUUCAAGAGGAAGAAAUAAGUGGAGCAGCUCUUCUAGCACUUAAUGAUCGGAUGGUUCAGCAACUGGUGAAGAAAAUUGGUCACCAGGCUGUCCUCAUGGAUUUAAUUGAAAAAUAUAAGCAGAACAGCCAAGCACUGAAGCCCCCUGGAUGCCCUGGGGAGACAGCCCCACGCACACAAGCAGAAGCAGCCCUAGAGUGAGAAAGGGGCUUAUAUCUUGGGUUUCAGGGUGUAGAGAACUAAUAAAUUGCAUUCAUAUUUGAAAUAGAACUUCACUCUCUGUGUUUAUUUCACAGGAGAAACAUGAAGCACAUUCCAGCAAGGAAUAAAGCACUGCAGUGGACCCAGUCCUACGUGUUACCACAGUUUCCCUAUGAUGUCAAAUGCAUGCUCGCAGAGCAGAAGUGUCCCGAUCACAGCAUGAGGAUAAGGAUCAUUGAGUUUCUCCAGGCUGACAUGACCAAGUAUCUAGAAGGCUCGCUGUAUCCCACCACCCAGCAGUACAAUGAUGUGGUCAACGCCUUGCUGCAGGCCUACCCCUUCCUGGAUGAGGACGGCUGUGGCUUUUUUUUAUGGAAAAGAGCCCUCAAAGAUCGCUUUAAAUAUGUCCGAAGACCCAUAGAAGAUGAUGAACAAGUUUUGAGAAAUAAGAGCAAAUUUGGACACCGAAGAGGUCAGACAAGAAAAACUCUUGCUGAUACAAGAUUUGAUGAAAUUCAAACUGUCCAAAUAAAAGAAGAGUCUGUCUGUUUAGAUUCUGAGGUAGAAGAACACAUUAACUGGUUCCAGCAAGAGUAUGUGAAAGCAGAAAAGAACUGGACAGAAAUUGACGAAAGGAUGAGCCAGACUUUGGAAAUAAGAAGAAAGAUGAUUGGCAGCAGGACACCUCCAAAGGAUGUUCUUCAAAUGUUUCCUUUCUUGAGGUGCCCUUACCAGAUGUUCAGAGAAUUCCAACUUCUUACAAGAACGGACAUUUAUAAGAAAACAAGGUAUAUUCUGGAAUCCUAUGCAGAAAAUGUACUGACUGCUUUUCCAGCGGUGGACAAUCCCAUCACUAUUGCACUGCGGGAAGCAGUGAGGCAGUGUACAGAUGAAGACACGUUAAAAUAUCUGAAGAUGACAGCCACAUGUUUACUCCUCCCACAUGUUUUUGGGAAUGAUCCCAGCCUUUUUGUCAUUGUGAAUGAGAAGGUUCAAGUGUCCACGCCUGUGCUGGCAGUUAAGAACCCUUUUGACAUCAAUGUCCGUGAAUUUUCUUUAUAUCUGGACAAGGAGGAGCUCACCAAGGUGGAUGACUGCGUCACGGCCUUGGCGGCUCUAGUGGCCGCCUUUCAUGUAUUUGGGGUUGAGUGUCCAAGAAGGCUGUCCCACACCCUCAACUUCCUGGAGACAUUGAUCUUUGACACACAUAGUCCCUAUUUUUCUUCUUUGAAAGAAAAAGAAAAGGAAGGAGGAUUUUAGCCCCUCAUCACUUAAUAGCACGCCAAAUAUUACAUCAAAAGUUACCUGUGGGGCCGCGGAAGCAUAAGCAUCACUUUCAUUUAGGGUUGGGCUGGAGGUAGGUAUUAGCAAAUCCUCUUGUAUCAAAGAUGCUCAUAAACU